Trematosphaeria pertusa is the source of this 1650-nucleotide messenger RNA. RefSeq lists its product as uncharacterized. Gene Ontology annotation, molecular function: DNA-binding transcription factor activity, RNA polymerase II-specific; RNA polymerase II cis-regulatory region sequence-specific DNA binding. Bases 1 to 1650 code for a protein of 549 amino acids. The record is from RefSeq and is a predicted model, not a curated record. NCBI's taxonomy places the organism in Eukaryota, Fungi, Ascomycota, Dothideomycetes, Pleosporales, Trematosphaeriaceae. The transcript is spliced from 6 exons. Gene Ontology annotation, biological process: regulation of transcription by RNA polymerase II.
AUGGCCGCUGCCACUACCUCAAAAUCCAGCACGAUGUCAUCGCCAAACAACAAGAAAAGCUUACCCAAAUCUGAAGCCCCCGCUGGAGAGCCCGUCAAGGUCGAUUCCAACUCUCAAGCACAGGCACCCGUUACUGAAGAGACGACUUCGGACACGAAACCGACGGCGUCAAAUGGUCCCUUGGGUCCUCCUCCGCGACCGAGUACCACUGGCGACACGCCAGACUACUUCAAUACUGUCCAUAAUCCGUUCAGUCUGGAGCCCAAUGUAUUUGAAGCAUCUUUCGGUGGCACAUCCUCUGUAGAAACUCCUGGAAAGACCAUCCUGCCACCGGUCGCCAAUAUUACGUCCCCCUCGCCGUUGCCAGGUAUCACACCGGGUUGGCAGUCGUUGCGCGCAGGCCCUUUGAGCCCUGCUAUGCUCACUGGGCCUACGAGCCAAACAGAUUACUUCAGCGAGUCGUUUCGCGGUUUCCCGACUCCUAACGAGUCGUCUCUCCGGACAGGCCUUACACCAGGCGGCGGUGGGUCUAUGUUCCCGGCGCCUAGUCCAAACACACAAGCCAUAUUCAACCUCCAGAGCGCCGGCGUAACUCCAGGCACGGCGGACUUCCAACAGUCUGCUCUCCGCGCUGCUGCUCAAGCAAACCAGGGCAAGGCACCGGCUACAUCGGCACCGACCUCGCAGCCCGAAGCAGCAACGGCUGGAAUGGAUCGGCAAAACAACUACGCGCAAGCGCAGCAACCUCAACAGCGUGCCCAGAACGACCCAUAUGCUAACCAUGACGUCAGCAAUGCCGCCAAUGAUCUUCUGUCGUUCGCUACACAGAAUGGUGGUGCUCGCAACGGCCAACAGCCCUUCUCUAUGCCGCAGCAACAACUGCCGGUGAACGCUGGCCACAUGCCCGUCCAGCCCGUCAGCCAGGAUAACGGACGGCGCAACACUAAGGGCUCUAUCAGCAUCUCUGGCUCCGCAGACACUGGCGACUUCUCGGAGAGCGGAAUGAGCGAAGAGGCAAAAACAACCACUCGCUCGCGAGCAAAGAAAGGCGGCGCGAACGGCAAGCAAACCGCCGGCACGAAGCGCAAGGCCGAUGAAGCUCCCAAAGGCGGUAGCAGGAAGAAGGGCGCACCCCCGUCCCUCCCCGACGAAGACGAGAUGAUGGAUACCGACGACGAGGGUAAGGACAUCAAAAACGAGGAGUCGGGCGGCAAGAAGAUGACGGAUGAGGAGAAACGCAAGAAUUUCCUCGAAAGGAACAGGGUCGCUGCGCUCAAGUGCCGCCAGCGAAAGAAACAAUGGCUGGCUAACCUCCAAGCCAAGGUCGAGCUGUUUAGUACGGAGAACGAUGCUCUUUCCGCCACCGUUACCCAGCUUCGUGAGGAGAUUGUCAACCUGAAGACCCUCCUUCUGGCUCACAAGGAUUGCCCCGUCUCUCAGGCUCAGGGUCUCCACGGUGCAGCUAUGAACAAUUUCCUUGGUAGCGACAUCAACCACCAGAAUCCGUACGGCAUCGCUCAGCUACAGCCCAAUGGCGUCCACAUGGGCCUUCCCAUGCAACCGGGCGCUCAGAUGAUGAACCGGUUCGUAUUCCCACCUCAACGGGUGCCAGGUCCAGAAGGACAGGAGAACGCAUACCCGCUCAAAUGA